Scomber japonicus (chub mackerel) is the source of this 1709-nucleotide messenger RNA. RefSeq names its product synaptotagmin-like 1 (gene sytl1). Gene Ontology annotation, biological process: exocytosis; intracellular protein transport. Gene Ontology annotation, cellular component: plasma membrane; exocytic vesicle. The coding region runs from base 98 to 1699 and encodes 533 amino acids. Gene Ontology annotation, molecular function: neurexin family protein binding; small GTPase binding. The transcript has 15 exons. NCBI's taxonomy places the organism in Eukaryota, Metazoa, Chordata, Actinopteri, Scombriformes, Scombridae. The record is from RefSeq and is a predicted model, not a curated record.
CCUCAACACACGCACACACACACACCGCACUCAACUCAAGGCAACUUUUUAUCGAAACUUUUCAUAGAUGGAAUUGACGGAGGCUGUCAAAUAAGGAAUGGAGGAGGAGCGGGUUGACUCUCUAGACCUGAGCCAUCUGACAGAAGAGGAGCAGUCCACCAUCCUCCAGGUGUUACAGCGUGACUUGGAGUUGCGUCAACGUGAUGAAGGACGUGUAAGGGUCCUCGAGCAGACAGAAACAGACACCACACGAUUGCGCUAUCUGUCGGGGGCAUGGUUCAGAGAGGAGCUGAGCAAACGCCAUCGCAACCGGGCGUCUGGCUGUGACCUCGUCCACACCACUAUAAGCCACAGGAGGACAAAGAGCAAAGACGUGCCUCUGACAGGACUGUUCAAUGGAGAGACAGAGGAAACCUCUCACAACAACAACACAUCUCCUGAAGCAGAGAAGAGACUGAAGGAGAGCAAGGAUGAGGAGAGCGGAGGGACUCAAGGAAAUUUGAAACCUACACCCACACCUAGAACAAAAAGUCCUGUCAUACAGAGGUUCCAGUGUAGAAGUAGUUCCUCCUCAUCCAAAGAGUAUGAAAGGAGAAGUAAUGGGCACUCAGAGGAACCUGAGGAAAACUUUGACGGUCACAACGGGGACACUGACUCCCUGAGCAGCAGCUUUACAGAGACAGAUCCAGCUUCUCUGAAAACCAGCAGCUCUACCAGCAGCCUUCAUUCUAGCUACCCGCUGAGUGGAAGCAUGAUGAGCCUGUUCAGCUCGGGGGAUUUCGGAGCGGUGGAAGUGAGGGGUCGCAUCCAGUUCUCAUUAUUGUAUGACACCCAGAAGGAAGAGCUGCAAGUCAAAGUGCAUCGCUGUGAGGACAUUGCCAUAGCACGCAAGAACCGCUCAGACCCAUACGUUAAAACCUAUCUCUUGCCGGAUAAGUCAAGUCACAGCAAGAAGAAAACUGCAGUGAAGAAAAAGACACAGAACCCAGUUUAUGAUCAGAUCCUCCGAUAUAAGGUACGUAUCGGUGAGCUGCGGAGCCGGACCUUGAACCUGUCUGUGUGGCACGCCGAGCCCCUGGGGAGGAAUGUGUUCCUGGGGGAGGUGGAGGUGGUUCUGAGCCUCUGGGACUGGACCUGCACACGGCCACUCUGGCAGGACCUGCAGCCACGGGUUAAUUUAAGUCCAGAGUCAAUUAGCAAUCGUGGGCUCGUCAUGCUGUCUAUUAAAUUCAUCCCAGAGGGAUUCGAGGGUGGUGGUCUGCCUCUAACAGGAGAGCUCCACAUCUGGCUUCGGGAGGCUCAGGGUCUCCUUUCCAAUAAAGGAGGCCCUAUAGACUCAUUUGUUAGAAGCUACAUACUACCAGAUGCCAGUCGGCAGAGCGGUCAGAAGACGCGGUUGGUGAAACGCUCCAUCAGCCCUACCUUCAACCACACCAUGGUGUACGAUGGUUUCCAGACCAGUGACCUUAGAGAGGCCUGUGCUGAACUAACUGUCUGGCAACGCGAAGGGCUAAAGAUGCACAUACUCGGAGGGGUUCGCCUUAGCUACGGAACUGGUCAGAGUUACGGAGAGGCCGUCAGCUGGAUGGACUCCACAGAAGAGGAGGUUGCAGUGUGGACCUCCAUGAUCGAAACCCCUAACCACUGGAUCGACACAACACUACCAAUCAGAACUAACCUUGCACACCGGUCUGAGUGACUCUAACGCA